Messenger RNA from Falco peregrinus (peregrine falcon), 2222 nucleotides. RefSeq names its product slingshot protein phosphatase 3 (gene SSH3). The record is from RefSeq and is a predicted model, not a curated record. The transcript has 14 exons. NCBI's taxonomy places the organism in Eukaryota, Metazoa, Chordata, Aves, Falconiformes, Falconidae. Gene Ontology annotation, biological process: actin cytoskeleton organization; negative regulation of actin filament polymerization; protein dephosphorylation. Gene Ontology annotation, cellular component: cytoplasm. Gene Ontology annotation, molecular function: actin binding; protein tyrosine/serine/threonine phosphatase activity. Bases 76 to 2031 code for a protein of 651 amino acids.
GUGCCGUGCAGUGCCGUGCCCGUGCCCGUUCCCGUCCGGGCGGGGCAGCGGCGGCGCUUCCUGGUGCGGCGGGGCAUGGCGCUGGUCACCGUGCGGCGGGCGGCGGGCUCCGCCGGGGGCCCCGCGGAGGAAGAUGCACCCAGGCGUGGCCAGCUACAGCGGCGGCAGAGCUUCGUCAUGGUCAAGGGGGCUGCCCUGCUGCUGCCUGCCGAGGAGCCGCUGGUGUCUGAGCCCCCCCAAGCUGCACCCCCCGGCCAGGUCCCGGGGCGUCAGGAGCAGCACCUGCAGCUCAUGAUGCAGCUGCUUCGCCCCCAGGAUGCCAUCCAGCUGGCGGUGCGUCUGGAGUCGGUGCGGCCACGGCGGGUGCGGUACCUGCUGGUGGUGCGGCCGGAGGAGGCAGGAGCCGAGGGGCAGACAGCGCUGCUUGGUGUGGACUUUGCUCACGAGGGGGCCACCCGCUGCACACUGGGCAUGGUGCUGCCUCUCUGGAGCGACACCCAAGUCUUCCUCGAUGGUGAUGGAGGGUUCAGUGUGACAUCAGGGGGGCAGACCCGCAUCUUCAAGCCCAUCUCUGUCCAGACCAUGUGGGCCGUGCUGCAGGAGUUGCACCGCGCCUGCGAGGAGGCAUCCCGCGGCGGGCACAUCCCUGGGGGCCCGGCGCUGGCCUGGGCCUGUGGCUACGCAGCGGCGCUGACCUCGGAGCAGAGCUGCCUCAACGAGUGGCUGGCCAUGGCCGACCUGGAGUCCGUGCGCCCCGCCUCGCCCCCGCCCCUCCGGCUGGCGGUGCCGGAGCUGUCGGAGCAGGCGGUGCGGGCGCUGCUGCGGGAUGUGAUGGCCACCGCUGACCUGGAGAGCGUCACCUCCAAGGAGGUGCGGGAGGAGCUGGAGCGGCGCACGGGGCACAGCUUGGCUCAGCACAAGGACUUUAUCGACAAUGAGAUGCUGCUGGUGCUGGCACAGAUGGACCGGCCCUCCCACAUCUUCCCACACCUCUACCUGGGCUCCGAGUGGAACGCGGCUAACCUGGAGGAGCUGCAGCAGAACCAGGUCACCCACAUCCUGAACGUGGCGCGGGAGAUCGACAACUUCUUCCCUGCGCUGUUCACCUACAUGAACGUGCGGGUGUAUGACGAGGAGACAGCCCAGCUCCUGCCCCACUGGAAUGACACCUUCCUCUUCCUCUCCCGCGUCCGGGCCGGUGGGGGCCGGGUGCUGGUGCACUGCCGCAUGGGGCUGAGCCGCUCGGCAGCCACGGUGCUGGCCUACGCCAUGAAGGAGUUCGGGUGGCCCCUGGAGCGGGCGCUGCGGCACGUCCGGCACUGCCGCCCCGGCGUCCUGCCCAACCCCGGCUUCAUGCGCCAGCUAGACUUCUACCAGGGCAUCCUGCAAGCCAGCCGGCACAGCAGCCUGUGGGAGCCCCGGGUGGCCGAACAGGCAGCCCAGCCCCAGCCAGGCCCGGAGGCCAGCCCAGGAGGCCUGUCCCCGGCCCCCUCCCCGCAGCCCGCUGAGGAGGUGAGUGGGGGGGGCCUGCUGGGGACCUCCCAGCGCCCCCGCAUCUCCCUCUGCGCCGUCAUGCGGAGCAUUAGCCAGCUGGAGCCCCCUGAGCCCCCCGAGCUGCCAGGGGAGCCCCUCGCCGAGGAGUGUCCCCCCCUCCCCUGCAGGUGUUCGAGGCCACGAAGGCAGCAGCAGGGGGUGAUGUGGUGGGGGUCCAGCCCAACCCCCGGCCCUCCUCUCGGCCCCGCCGCGUGGUACGCCAGGCCAGCCUGGAUGGUGGCCCUGCUCCCGCCGAGGACCCCUCCCCUACAGCUGACCCUGCCCCCCAUCUCCCCUCCACUCCCCCCCUUACUCCGUAACCCUGUAGGGGGUGGGGCAGCCCGCUGCUAUGCCCCCCGGGGACCAGCUGCCACCCGCACCAGCAAUAAAGAGUGGAAAUGGCUGCCCUGGCGUGGGUCCUGCCCGCGGGGGUCUCUGCAAGCCCCAGGGACAAGCGUGGGACCCUCCCGCCAGGCCCUGCCCAGCUGCGGGGCAUAGGCCACUGCUCAGCUUGCCGUCAGUAGCGGCCAGAAUGAACACGACGGCAUUGAGUGGGAAAGGGACAGCGGGUGUUGCGUGCUGCCCUGGCGCGCAGCGGCGAGACGCAAGCACGACGCUCGGCCGCCAUCUUGUGCGUUGGGCGGGCGGGGCGCGCAUGCGCCGGGGGGCAGGGCGGGAACUGCAGCUCC